CAUUAAAUUACGUUAAUUAAUAAAAAAAACAUUUCGUAUUAAAAUUGUGAUACCUAAUCGUUAAAAUAUCCUUUACGUUUAUAGAAUGCCCAAAACAUGUCGAACCAUGUAGAAGCCCUACAUGAUAUGGAGCAAGUAAAGGAGAGAAAUCCCAUUCCGCCGCCAAUACCACCAGCAAAACCACUACGUUCGCAGCAAUAUAGUCUAAAUAGUGAACCGCGGAAAUGUUUGUCUAAUAUGCCUAACCAUGAGCAUGACCAGUUUCAAUCAUUGAGUGAUAAACAAGCAAUUUACAACAAUAUCGUUAAUAACAAUCCUACACUAACUGCAGUAUGUCACCCUUUGCGCGAUCAGUCUCGAUUUUGCAAAAGCUCGCAUGCAUUAAAUUAUCCAGCAGAAAUGCCUAUUGGUUGUCUAAACCCAAAAACGACCAACGAAAGAGUCCUGCUUCACAACACAAACGAGUUUAACACUGAUUCGUUUCCGCACAUGUUGCGACAACGAAGCCAAACGGAAUGUUCUCCGCAAUGGAGCUUUCAACCUGCGAAGAAACCCAGCGGGGCAAAUAAUAAUCGACAUUGGUUGAUCCAAGAGGCCGAACAGAGACGAAUCGAACAGCAGGCAAACAUUUAUCAUUCGACAGCAGGGUACACUCAGAAUGUCCCUAGAAAAUCGCUCCCUGACUCUGUGAUACAGACUAUAACGCAACGCGUUCAGACUCUCGGGAUUGGUACCGACCGCCGUUGGAGCUUCGACAAUCCUAACAACAUGACUCGUUUGCUCGCAAAUGAAAUGAAUGUGAAUACAUCUAGUGCACAAAGCAAUAAUCCCAAUGAAAACGAGGAUAAAAUUCUUAGCGUGAGUGGUAAAAAAAAAUGUUCACAUUGCAAUAAUGAGUUAGUUCACUACGGAGCGUCGGAUUGAGGUGCUCUUUGUUGCGUUGGGUUCGUAUAAGCCCACGGAAGGUUCUUACGCUAACUAAUUGACACUUUGGCCACUCUGGAACCGAUUCCGGAAAAUCUUCAGAUUGUAUGGGAAAAGCUGCGUAAAAUCAAAUUUUGAUCACAGCAGGCUAAAAUAGCAAACAAGCAAGAAACGUCAGGAAACAAAAAAAGGGCAGAACGAAGUUUGUCGGGUAAGGCUUGUUAACAUUUAAAUUUUCACGAAUUUUCAUAUCCCUUAAUCAUCAUUUUCGCUAAAGAGCAAUUCCAGCUCAAAUCAGGAUUUUUUCUGGUACUUUUGUACCCGACCCUCUCCAAUUUCAAUGAAACUUUGUAGACAUGUUAUCCUACAUAAGCCAUUUUUGUGUAUAUGGAGCCAAUAGUACUCGAAAAUAAAAUUUGAGAAGGGCGUAAGGUAUUUAAAUAUUUUUGUAUUUUGUAAUUUAAAAAAUACUGUAUCUCAAAGCCGUUG
Messenger RNA from Culex pipiens pallens (northern house mosquito), 1413 nucleotides. RefSeq lists its product as uncharacterized. Gene Ontology annotation, biological process: positive regulation of stress fiber assembly; regulation of focal adhesion assembly. The record is from RefSeq and is a predicted model, not a curated record. Gene Ontology annotation, cellular component: stress fiber. The transcript has 4 exons. Lineage: Eukaryota; Metazoa; Arthropoda; Insecta; Diptera; Culicidae. The coding region runs from base 97 to 924 and encodes 275 amino acids. Gene Ontology annotation, molecular function: myosin II head/neck binding.